Molecule: messenger RNA, 461 nt
Organism: Ctenocephalides felis (cat flea)
Lineage: Eukaryota; Metazoa; Arthropoda; Insecta; Siphonaptera; Pulicidae
Exons: 4
Coding region: 138-461 (107 amino acids)
Source: RefSeq, a predicted model, not a curated record
AACUGAUAAAUGUCAACGUUAAUAGUUGGAUAACUAAAUCAAGAUUUGUGUCAUCAAUUGUUUUAUUAAUAUUCGUGUAAAAGUUUUUAAAAGCCAAACUAUUUGUUAUAUCCAAGUGUUAAUAUUAUUUGUUAAAAAUGGUCGUCAAAGAAUACGAAAUGUUCAAACAAGAAGUUGUGAUGAAAUUGAAAGAAGUGAAUAGCAAUGCUGAUAAGUUACUGUUUAAAGCUCUAAGUUUGCUUAAAAUGCAACAGGCGCAGGCGUCAUCAAAACCGUUAACACAAUUAAUAAAAGAAGCCGAGGUCGCAGAACAAUCAAAGAUUGAUAUGUCACAGAACAAUAAGAAGAGGAAAAUGUCCUCUGAUGAUGAAGGCUAUCUUACAGAAGCAUCAAGGCUAAAGAUUGCCAAGAUUGCUGGUACUACUAAAAAACAAGUUAAUAACUCAUCUCACACCAAGUAG